AUGCAUCCAUUUCCACCGAUUUUCUUAUUUGCAACUGCACAUGCCGUUGUUCCACUUACAGGUGUUACUCUUGUUCCUUUAUUGACUAAACAUGUGUCAACUGGAUUGGGACUUUAUAAAAGUGUGGAUAAUAUUGGUGCUACUUUAUCACAAACAUUUGCAGGAUUAUUGCUUGAUGCUCAUUUAAAGAAACCGAAUUAUUUAUGA
Messenger RNA from Diversispora eburnea, 207 nucleotides. The record is from the annotation of a GenBank genome assembly. Lineage: Eukaryota; Fungi; Glomeromycota; Glomeromycetes; Diversisporales; Diversisporaceae.